Messenger RNA from Purpureocillium takamizusanense, 2825 nucleotides. It is a transcript of the gene DBP6, whose product is annotated as RNA helicase. Lineage: Eukaryota; Fungi; Ascomycota; Sordariomycetes; Hypocreales; Ophiocordycipitaceae. Gene Ontology annotation, molecular function: nucleic acid binding; ATP binding. The transcript has a single exon. Gene Ontology annotation, cellular component: nucleus. The record is from RefSeq and is a predicted model, not a curated record. Bases 75 to 2798 code for a protein of 907 amino acids.
CAACCUCCAACUUUGCACGCUUCCGCCUCAGCCACGCCUCCGUCACUCGCAAGGGGCCAAUCGGUCUCGCAGCCAUGUAUGCGAGAUACAUACCUCCGGCAAAGGGCGCGAAGCCCUCCUCGGCCCCCACAUCCUCACCCGUGCAGACUCGACCAGCGGCUGUGCAGGCUUCCCCUGCUGCGGAGCCCCGCGAUGUCACGAGUUACGCCCGCUACGUGCCCCCGGCCAAGUCUGCACCAAAAGAGCCGGAGCCGACUCCGACAGUGCAGUACUUUGACGAUGAACCCAGCCCGCCGAAGCCCAAGCGCAAGCGGGACGCAGAGGAACCGACGGGCCCGCAAGGAACCAAAAAGACAAAGACGGUGGGGGAUGCGCCGGCCGCAGUAAAGGCGACCACCAGCCCGACAGAGCCGAGUGGCGAUGCCGCGCCCAAGAAGAAGAAGAAUAGGCGGAAGCGCAAGCAACGGACGAAAGCAGCCGAGAGCGACUCGGACGACUCUGAUGCUGAGGCACCCCGUCCCGACACCGUGUCCGCCAAGACACCCGAUGACGGGGACAUACAGGUGGACGUUCCCGCAGCCACAAACAAGGAGCUGAAAAGGGACAAACAGAAAAAGAAGAAGGAGAAGAAGGCAAAACAUCAAGAACCGGAGCCUAUACUUGAAGCCGAAGUCAGUCCGGAGCCGCAGCAGAAGCCCGAUGAUGCAGCCGCACCGGAGGGAGAAGACGAUGUCAUAAUGGCGGACGCGGAUAACGUUGCCCAAGACACAGAGAUGGCUGCACCGGAAGAGCCGGCGCCUUCACAAGAAAAGAAAAGAAGGAAGGAAAAGAAGAAAAAAGCCGUCGAGAUUGAUCCCGCCGAGGAACAGCUCCAGCGGGAGCAGGAAGAUGCCCGUCACAAGGCCGUCCUCGAGCGCAAGGCCAAGUCCUUGAAGCUGGCACAAGAAGUUCGCAGAGAAACAGAUGACUCCGACCAGGAGCCCGAGGAACUCCACGGCCUGGAACCCUUGCCGCAGCCCAAGGUUGUCGAGGAUGAAGAAGUCAAGCCUACCUACGACACUCUCCCUGCAUGGCUGGCGAACCCUACCCGCGUCUCUCAAGAUAUGCGCGCUUCCUUCAAGGACCUCGGAAUACCCCCCAAAGCCGUACGUGUUCUAGAGCAAAAGGGGUUCCCUGAAGCAUUCGCCGUUCAGACAGCUGCGAUUCCCCUUUUGCUACCUACGAGCAAACACCGCCCUGGGGAUGUCUUAGUCUCUGCCGCGACCGGUUCCGGUAAAACGCUCGCAUAUGCCCUGCCCAUUGUGCGAGAUAUUAGUCAAGGCGUUGUCACGAGGCUGAGAGCUCUUGUCGUGCUGCCCACGCGAGAGCUCGUCAAGCAAGCACAAGACGUCUUUGAAGUUUGUGCGAAGGCUUUCGACGGCGACGAACGCAAGAGGGUCCGAAUCGGUGUGGCUGUGGGUAGUCAGUCGAUCAAAAGCGAGCAAGAGGCGCUUAUGAGCAGCGAGUCCCGUUACGAUCCAGAGGUCUACCAGGAAAUUCUCAAGCAGUCACAGGAGCAGCGACGUCGGAACGCCACUAUCGCCGACAUUGACGAGUUUCUUGACCAGGGAACGGAGGAGCGGGAUCCUCGGCUUGGCCUCUGGGACGGUCAAGUCAUUGAUCAUUCGUCCAGCGUGGACGUCUUGAUCUGUACCCCGGGUCGCCUCGUGGAGCACAUCGAACAGACACCGGGCUUAAGCCUGGACUAUGUACGGUGGCUCGUGGUCGACGAGGCCGAUAAGCUCCUGGCACAGAGCUUCCAGGGCUGGCUCGACCUGGUGAUGGAGAAGUUCCAGGUCGACCGGUUCAGCGCGAGGGACUUUCCGGACAUGGCCUACUCGGGCGUGCGCAAAGUGGUACUUAGCGCGACGCUGACGCGCGACCUGAGUCUGCUCAACCAGCUCGCCCUGCGGCGGCCGCAGCUUAUUGUGCUAGAGAGCGACGGCAGCGUUCCAAUCGCAGAACACACCUUGCCGGCGCUUCUCCAAGAGUUUGCAAUCCGCGUUCAUGAGACGAAUCUCAAGCCGCUGUAUCUUCUGGACCUUCUGCUUGGCCCGUACAUGAAGGCGGGACUUGCCGAUACUGAGGUGAAGGACGUUGCAAAUACAAAGGAUGUCGCCGAAUCAGAGUCGUCGUCAGAUUCGAGCUCCGACUCGGACAGUAGCUCAGAGUCGUCAAGCUCCGACUCGGACAGCACUUCCGACUCUGACUCGAGCGCCGACGAGCCGGCCAAGCCGCCGGCGAAGUCGCAGCUCCCGCACUGCCUCAUCUUCACCAAGUCCAACGAGUCGGCUCUCCGUCUAUCGCGACUGCUCGCCAUCCUAGACGACACGCUAUCGGCGCACAUCAGCACCCUCACGUCGACGACGCCUACGCACAUUCGGCGCAAGACGCUGCGGGCUUUCUUGACCCCUUCGUCCCCCAUCCGCCUCAUCGUAGCGUCCGACCUGGUGGCGCGUGGCAUCGACAUACCCAAGCUAGGACACGUCAUCAACUACGACCUGCCCGCCAGCGCGGCCGGCUACGUCCACCGCGUGGGCCGAACCGCGCGCGCUGGCCGGUCCGGUUGCGCGUGGACGCUGGUCGGCGACGAGGAGAGCGGCUGGUUCUGGGGCAAGAUUGCCAAGGGACAGGGCGUGAGACGGGCGCAAAAGGUCGAGCGGACCAAGAUCGAUGAGAUGAGCGAGGAGCGUGUCCAAGACUACGAGAAGGCACUGGCUAAGCUCGGAAAGGAGGCAUUGGAGGUCCGAAGAAGAUGAUAAAACAAGUACCACGAAAUAAAUAAC